This is a messenger RNA of Eptesicus fuscus (big brown bat), 909 nucleotides long. Its product is annotated as folate receptor alpha-like. The record is from RefSeq and is a predicted model, not a curated record. Gene Ontology annotation, molecular function: signaling receptor activity. Lineage: Eukaryota; Metazoa; Chordata; Mammalia; Chiroptera; Vespertilionidae. Gene Ontology annotation, cellular component: external side of plasma membrane. Bases 35 to 760 code for a protein of 241 amino acids. Gene Ontology annotation, biological process: cell adhesion; sperm-egg recognition; fusion of sperm to egg plasma membrane involved in single fertilization. The transcript is spliced from 5 exons.
UGCCCCUCAUUGCUUGGCUCAGCUGCUCUGUGGGAUGGACAUGGCCUGGAAGAUCACACAGUUGCUGCUUCUGGCUUCAGUGACUGCUGUGUGGGGUGCUCUGCCCAGGACUCAACAGGGCAGGACGGAUCUGCUCAAUGUCUGCAUGGACGCCAAGCACCACAAGACAAAGCCAAGCCCUGAGGACAAGCUUCAUGGCCAGUGCAGUCCCUGGAAGAAGAACGCCUGCUGCUCUGUCAACACCAGCCAGGAAGCCCAUAAGGAUGUCUCCUACCUGUACAGAUUCAACUGGGACCACUGCGGCCCCAUGAAACCUGCCUGCAAGCGCCACUUCAUCCAGGACACCUGCCUGUAUGAGUGCUCCCCCAACCUGGGGCCCUGGAUCCAGGAGGUGAACCAGAGCUGGCGCAAAGAGCGGAUCCUGAACGUGCCCCUGUGCAAAGAGGACUGUGAGAGCUGGUGGGAAGACUGCCGCACCUCCUACACCUGCAAGAGUAACUGGCACAAGGGCUGGAACUGGACCUCAGGAUCUAAUGAGUGCCCGGUCAAGGCUGCCUGCCACCGCUUUGAUUUCUACUUCCCCACGCCUGCUGCUCUGUGCAAUGAAAUCUGGAGUCACUCCUUCAAAGUCAGCAACUACAGCCGAGGCAGUGGCCGCUGCAUCCAGAUGUGGUUUGACCCGGCCCAGGGCAACCCCAACGAGGAGGUGGCCAGGUUCUAUGCAGAGGCCAUGAAUGGAGCUGAGCUCUAUGGGGCCUAACCUUCUUGCUUGGCCUGGCCCGAAUGCUGCUCCUGUUGCUCAGCUGAGCUCCUUUUACCUUCUGAUACCUGGUCAUCCCCACGCAGUUCAGCCCCACGGCUCAGCUCCCAUGGUGGGAGCUCUGUCCAACAGUUUGAAUAAACUAGUUG